AUGGGGGAUUUCAAUGAUUUAUUAUGGGGGUGGGAGAAGCAUGGGCGGGUGUCUCACCCGGGUUGGUUGUUACGGGGGUUUCAAGAGGCGGUUCGGGAGAGUGGUCUGGAGGAUAUGGGGUUUGAGGGUUGUCAGUUUACAUGGGAGCAGGGGAGGGGAACUCAACACUGGGUUCAGGAGAAGUUAGAUAGGGUGUUGGUGUCGGGGGCGUGGCGGGAUGUUUUUAGGAAUGCCCAGGCUUGGUCGUUGGAGGAAAGUUCUAGUGACCAUCUUCCUAUUUUUCUGAAAUUGAAUGCGAGGGGGAAGAGGGAUUUUAGGAGGUUACCCAGGUUUGAAAAUGCAUGGGGGAAUCACCCUUUGUGCAGGGAUGUGGUGAGUGAGUUGUGGUUGAGGGCAGUAGGCGAUGAUUUGGGUGACCGUUUACGGGAUUGUGGGAGGAGAGUUUGGCGGUGGGGUAGAGGGCAGGCAAAUAAGGAGGGAAGGGAGUUGGCAGAAUGUAAGGAGAGAAUGGGGAGGUUGCGUACUGCCAGAGGGGAGGGUGAGAUUAGGGAGUUUGGGGAGGUUCAACGACAUUAUUUGUCGUUAAUGCAGAAUCAAAGUGAUCGUUUUUGUCAGCGGGCAAAAGAGUUGCGGGGAUGGGGGAGGGUGUUACGAUGUGUUGAGCGGAGGGUGACAGAGGUUCAGAAUGAGGGGCUGCUUCGGCAGGUGACAAGUGAGGAAGUGAGAGGGGCUCUUUUUGCAAUGCAUCUUGAUAAGUCCCCGGGUCCGGAUGGUUUGUCACCGGCUUUUUUCCAGCUUCAUUGGGAUAUCUUGGGAGAGGAGGUAGUGUCUUUUUGCAAAUCUUUUAUUCUUCAUGGUCAGUUACCUGUUUCUCUUGGUGAAACCCAUAUUGCUUUAAUCCCAAAAUUAAAAAAACCGGAGUUGUUGUCUGAUUUUCGCCCGAUAUCUUUGUGUAUGUACCGUAUUCUUGCAAAAGUUUUAGCAAACCGUUUUCGAAAUGUGUUGGAUUUUGUUAUCUCCCCUUCUCAGAGUGCUUUUAUUCCCGGGAGGUCAAUAGUUGAAAAUGUGUUAAUUGCAUAUGAAUCGACUCAUGCUUUAAAUCGUUUUCAAGGUAGUGGAGGGGGGUAUGGGGUUUUAAAGGUUGAUAUGAGUAAAGCGUAUGACAGGGUAGAAUGUGAUUUUAUGACUACUGCUUUGCUUAAUUUGGGUUUUGUGGAGAGAUGGGUGGACUUGAUGAGGGUAUGUGUGUCCUCUGUUAGGUAUUGGGUUUUGGUGGAAGGGGUAGAACGUGGUCCUAUAGUUCCGACUAGGGGUUUGAGACAGGGGGAUCCAUUGUCGCCUUGUUUAUUUAUUGUGGUGGCGGAGUGUUUAAGUUCUAUGUUAAGGGAGCAGGAGGAAGUGGGUGCUUUGCACGGGAUUAGGGUAGCUAGGGCCGCUCCAUCUAUUUCGCAUCUUUUUUUUGCUGACGAUUGUUUGUUUUUUUUCCGGGCAAACAAUUUGGAGGCGGGGGUGAUUAAGGCUAUUUUAAUGGAGUAUGGGGAGGCUAGUGGUCAGAAGGUGAAUUUAGGGAAAACUUCUAUUGUCUUUGGGAAAGCGGUUCAAAGGGAGGAUAAGGAGGCUGUUUGUGAGGUACUUGGUAUUCAUGAACAGCGGGGUAGGGGAAAUUAUUUUGGACUUCCGGGGUUGGUUAGGAGAAAUAAAAGGCAAGUUUUGGGGUUUGUGCGUGAUAAAGUUCGAGCUAGGGUCUUGCAUUGGGGGAAUAGAUUCCUUUCUAGGGCCGGUCGAGAGGUCUUGUUGAAAACUGUGUUGCAAAGUAUCCCAAAUUAUGCCAUGAAUGUUUUUCUGUUGCCUAGGACUUUAUGUGGGGAGAUUGAGAGGAUAAUGAAUGCGUUUUGGUGGGGGUGUGAGCGUAGGAAUGGGAAGGGCAUUCGUCGGGGGACUUGGAGUGAUCUUUGUCAGCCAAAGAAGUAUGGGGGUUGGGGAGAGCAAUGGGUGUAUUCGGUGAAGAAUGGUUAUAGGAGAGUGAAGGGGUGUAGGGAUGGGGCUGGGAUGAGAGUUUGGGCAGGGGUUUGGGGACUUGAUAUUCCACCGAAGGUGAGGUGCGAUCCUACUUGUGUGUUAUGUGGUAUAGAGCCAGAAACGAUAGUCCAUUUGUUUGCGAAUUGCCCGUUCUCGAGGGAGUGUUGGAGCGAGGUGGAUAGGGGAUGGCGGUUUGGGGAGGUGGAGUCCAUUGACGAAUGGGUUGUGAAGAUGUGGGAGGCGUUACCGAAGACGGUUUUGGAGACAGUGGUGGUCGUUUGUUGGGCUUUAUGGGAAGGACGAAAUGCUGUGGUGUGGAAUAUGCAUACCGUGGAGUCCAGUUCGUUGGUCUUGCGUGCGAAAUUAUAUAUUGCAAACUGGAGGGCAGCUAGGCGUAAGGAGGGAGUGCCACGGCUGGGAGGUGAGGAUGUAGAUCAUUUUGAGCACUGGAAUCCGCCACUCGGCUUACACUUGAAGUCUCCGGGUGUUUACUUGGUUCGUGAGGCGGUGGCGAUGGGUGCUAGGGAAGCGUUAAGUUGGAUUAAGAAAAUAGGUUGGCCUCGUAUUGUGCUGGAAACUGACGCUCAAUUGGUGACGAAUGCGGUGCAGAAGGGGUUAAAUAUUACUCCUUUUGGAGAAAUUAUUGAUGAUAUUCGGCUUUUACUAGGGAGUAUCGAGGAUAGUUCCAUUACUUUUGUUAGGCGCAGUGCCAACGAGACAGCCCAUGUGCUUGCGCGUAAAGCGUUAUGUAAUAGGGAUUUCGCUCUUGUUGAGUUUUUUGACGCUAUUCCUCGUUGUAUUUCUGCUACUAUUGCUAUGCAUUAA
Molecule: messenger RNA, 2844 nt
Organism: Ipomoea triloba (trilobed morning glory)
Lineage: Eukaryota; Viridiplantae; Streptophyta; Magnoliopsida; Solanales; Convolvulaceae
Exons: 5
Coding region: 1-2844 (947 amino acids)
Molecular function (GO): nucleic acid binding; RNA-DNA hybrid ribonuclease activity
Source: RefSeq, a predicted model, not a curated record